UGACGUCGCUAACAACAUGGCAGUGGCCGCUUGUUCGUGAUGUGUGGUGAUAACUGUCUCUUAAUUUGGUCAUGUUCGAUCUCUCUGCUUGUCUUAUGAAGACUGUGCUGUGAGCUGCAGUGACAAGUCGUGAGGACGCGUGCCUUCAGUAUUGAGAACCCGUGAUGGUGGUGUCCUGAAAAGCGAGUGUCAAAUUAUCAUGGUGACGGAUAGGUUAGGCCUUGGGCUGAGCUGAGCGACCGAAAUACCCGUGUUUUAGUCGCCCCGAGUUGGAACUUGCCGUGCAUCUUGCCUGAAAAUGCUUUUCUGAGACUGCGGACGUGGGCGGGCCCAUGUCUGCGGAGGAACGUACAGGCGAGGGGAAUGAUGCCAAGGUGGACAUCAACACCUCUUCGGUCGACGACCUGGCAGGGGUCGUUGGCCUGGGGAGGGCAGCUGCAGAAGCCAUUGUGGCAGCUCGCAGAUUGCAGGGAGGUUUCAGCAGAGUUGAGGACUUGCUGGCUGUGCCUGGAGUGGACGUGUCUUUGCUGCAGGAGCUACAGCUCAGCCUAACAUGCAGUCAGAGGGAGAAUCUGCCCAAGGACACUCAGGGAACCAGGUGGGGCAGUGGGAGCAGCAGCAGCUGUGGCAGCAGAGACGAGCUUGCCACUCCUUCGAAGAUCGAGGCGACGUCACUGGCAACUUCGGUGAACAGACUGCUCCAUUCAGAGGGGCUGCCCGCGAGCGAUGACGACGAAGGUAGCUGCUCCUCCAUGGACGACAUGGCCGAAGGCAAUGAUGAGCAGGCGGCACUUGCUACACCAGGCAGUCAGCUGAAGCGCAAGAGGGAAGAACUUAAACGUCCGGGAAGCAAGAAGCCAUGUGACUGGGAGGCAAGUUACACGGCUGUGAGCGAGGAUCCUGCCACUGCUGCCGGAACUGCUGCUGGAACUGCUGCUGUCACACCUGCACAAAGUCGAGAAGUUGCACCGCCUACCCCUACUCGGCGCACGCGGCACCCAUCUACACUAGUUCAACCACCAAAGCUUGAUGCUUGGCUCAGCACCUUCCAGUCAUGGAGCCAUUCGGAGCGACUUGUGGCACUCGACCAGCUGAUCGAAGGCUGUGAACCAGGCCAGGUGCGUCACAUGAUGAAUGUCAUCGAGCCACAAUUCCAAAGGGAUUUCAUCUCCCUUCUGCCGAAAGAGCUGGCACUGUAUGUGCUGUCGUUCCUGGAGCCUCGAGAUCUGCUGCGUGCGGCGCAGACAUGCCACUAUUGGCGCAUCCUGGCAGAGGACAAUCUCCUGUGGCGCGAGAAGUGCCGCGAGGCUGGCCUGGACGAUGUGCAGGAGGUGCUUGGCCGACGGCUAUCAUCCUGCUCCGCAUCUCCGCCCUCUCCGAGCUCCGUAGGUCCUAUACCCUGGAAGCUGGCAUUCAUGCGGCACCACUACGUUGAAAUGAACUGGCGCUGCAAGCCGAUACGGGAGCCCAAGGUGCUGCGGGGUCAUGAGGACCAUGUCAUCACAUGCCUACAGUUCUCGGGCAACCGCAUUGUGAGUGGCUCGGACGACAAUACCCUCAAGGUGUGGUCGGCAACAUCGGGGCGCUGCUUGCGCACUCUCAUUGGUCACACGGGUGGUGUGUGGUCGUCCCAAAUGGCUGGCUCCUUGGUAGUGAGCGGCUCCACUGACCGCACCCUCCGCGUCUGGAAUGCUGACUCGGGCAUGUGCCUGCACACUCUGUACGGGCACACGUCAACCGUGCGGUGCAUGCACCUGUACGGAAAUAAGGUGGUGAGCGGUUCUCGAGAUGCAACGUUGAGAGUUUGGGACCUCGAAACCGGACAAUGCUUGCACGUGCUCGUGGGCCAUGUUGCAGCAGUGAGGUGUGUUCAGUACAAUGGGCGCCUGGUGGUCAGUGGAGCGUACGACUACAUGGUCAAAGUUUGGGACCCACGGAGAGAGGAAUGCCUCCACACAUUGCAGGGCCACACAAACCGGGUGUACUCACUGCAGUUUGACGGAGUACACGUGGUCAGUGGCUCCCUGGACACAUCGAUCCGAGUGUGGGAUGUGGAAACAGGUGCCUGCCGGCACCAGCUCAUGGGUCACCAGUCGCUUACAUCUGGCAUGGAGCUUCGAAACAACAUUCUUGUCUCGGGAAAUGCUGACUCAACGGUCAAAGUCUGGGACAUCGUGACCGGCCAGUGCCUGCAAACUCUGGCUGGAGCCCACAAGCACCAAAGUGCGGUGACAUGUCUUCAGUUCAACUCCAAGUUUGUGGUCACCUCAUCGGAUGAUGGCACCGUGAAACUUUGGGACCUUCGCACUGGUGAAUUCUUGCGCAACCUUGUGGCCCUGGAGUCCGGUGGAUCGGGGGGCGUCGUGUGGCGCCUUCGUGCUUCCUCCACUAAGCUGGUGUGCGCAGUCGGCUCGCGAAAUGGCACUGAAGAGACGAAGCUGCUCGUUCUGGACUUUGACGAGCCUAAGUGAAGGGCCGUUCAAAGCACCGCGUUACCUCCCAAUGUCCCAGACAAGUGCCAAAGGAAAUGGGUCGCAUGUGCCGCUUUGCGUGUGCGCCAUUUAAGGGCUCUCUGCCAUAGGAGAUUGCCAAGACCCUCUACCCCCAUUGUCCCAGAUUUUUUUUGUGCCUGGGAAGAAUGUGUUGUGGCAGCAAGACAUUUUAUUGUGGUGACUCUGCCAUGAUUCUCCUUGAACUCUCUUUUGUCUCUGCUUCCCUUUCUUUUUCCCCUGAGAAACAGUCUCCGGAAGAACUGUUGCAGUGACUUACAGAGCUGGUUGUGGUGCAGUGCUGCGACCGUGUGUCAUGUGCCUGCCUAUUGCGUUCUUGCCAGUACAGAACCCAUUUCUCACUCGGUGACAUUUUACAAUGAAUCCCUUUUUUUCUCCUCCGUGUACAAGAAGUCACGGACCCGAACAGUGUUCAUGUCCAACAGGUCCCAGCUGGCAGCAAGUCUUUUGUGCCAUUACUGCUCAAGCUUUGUGUCCAGGCCACUGCAAUUAGUUGGUGGGAAUCGUCGUCGUAUAGCCUGGUGAUAGGGGAAGUGGCCUUGCCUUAUGGAGUAAAGCACCACGCCCCAAAUUCGCAUUUUAUUUUGUCCCCCCUCGGACACGGGGAACACCUCCUAUAUUUAUUUAAUUUUGGCAAGGUGCUGUCCCUUUGGACAACUGUGGCGCAAGUGCCUCAGUGACUGAGAACAAUUGGAGGAGCCUUUGGUAAAUGUAAUUUCCUUUUUGAGUGCUUAGAAAUAAUAAAUGUGAAUGUUUUUUUUUCUAUUUCUCACAGUCCUCCUUCCAAUUUUUUCCCCCUUAAGUGCUCACGGAAAACUUGCUUCUUGAAAGUUCAUGCCUCUUGUUUACCUUUUUUUGGCAAGUUGUGCGGUAGCCCCAGUGUGCCACUGUAUUCUUAAUACUGGUGUACGGACUUGUAGGAGAGGUCAGGUUUGUGGUAUUUUGCCCGUGGACUUAGUUUUAGGGGGUUUAGUUCGUCGUACCGGGUGCACUAACUUACGCAAGAAGAACCGGCGCAGGGCGCCGUUACUUUUGACUGCCAUGCUUCUUGCUGUACAUUUUGUUUGUUCUCCAAACUAAUUAUUCUUUUUCUUUGCGUUGUACAUUGCUGUAUAUUCUCUGCUUGUCUGCAGGUUUGUUUAUAGUUGUUGACUGAAGGCAAAGUAAAACCAAUUGUUUCACCUGUA
Messenger RNA from Rhipicephalus microplus (southern cattle tick), 3697 nucleotides. RefSeq names its product F-box/WD repeat-containing protein 7. Lineage: Eukaryota; Metazoa; Arthropoda; Arachnida; Ixodida; Ixodidae. Gene Ontology annotation, molecular function: ubiquitin binding. Gene Ontology annotation, cellular component: nucleus; cytoplasm. The record is from RefSeq and is a predicted model, not a curated record. Gene Ontology annotation, biological process: ubiquitin recycling; proteasome-mediated ubiquitin-dependent protein catabolic process.